Molecule: messenger RNA, 1068 nt
Organism: Seminavis robusta
Lineage: Eukaryota; Bacillariophyta; Bacillariophyceae; Naviculales; Naviculaceae
Source: the annotation of a GenBank genome assembly
AUGAGGCUCACUAGUCGUGUGGUCUUCCAGUUUUUCAUGUCGCUACUUGUGGCCACUAGCAUCCUCUCUUUGAAACAAUCCAGGGGAUUCCUCUCACAGGUUCCAUUAACUAUUUCCGACUCUAGUAGUCAAGUGGAUGAGCAUUUCCGUGAUGACAGCCGCAACAAGACUCUGGUGAUUAUUACUGGCACCCUCAGAGGAGGAGAAAAAACAUGGAAUACCUUGUAUGAGAAUGUGCUGGAUUUAAACCAAGCAGACUUGGCCCUUCUACUCGGAGCCAAACCAGAGAAAGAAAAAAAUAGUAGUCUCUAUCAGCGAGCAAAGUAUCUUUGGGAAUUCCCUGAGUACAGUGAUUGGACCGAUGCACUGAAUUUGAUUACCAAUAAUGAUACAAAAUGGCAUGUACUUCUUAGGCAUGCAUUCGAGGUUGAACAGGGGACUGUAGGAGGUGGCUUUUAUGGAGGAUGCAAAGGACACCCCGGAAGCGGAGCCAUCAUCUUCUGGAUCAGAUGGUACCUUUCCAACAUAAUAAAGGAGCAUUCACUUCACUUAAAAUACGAUCGCUUCGUGCUUACCCGCUCCGAUCACUACUACUUGUGCGAACAUGACUUAUCAGAACUCGACCCAAAUGAAGUCUGGUUACCAAGCGGAGAGGCCUGGUGGGGUUUCACUGACAGGCACGUGGUGGCACCUGCCCACAAAUUCCUGGAUGUCCUCAAUAUCUUGCCACCAGUGCUCCAGAAUCCAAACUACUACUUGCAUUAUCGCAAAUAUAAUCCUUUGGUCAGAAAGCACAACUUUGUAGACUAUCCAUCGGCUGUAAACCCAGAAAUGAUCAUCAAGAUGCGAUGGGCCGAAGAUGGAAUCAUACCACAGUACUUUGGUCGCACGAUGUUUACCUGUGGAGUCAAGGGUGAUGGAACAAGGUGGCGAGGAAUGUCAGGACUAAGGCUAGAAGAAGGAGUUUAUUUGAAAUAUGAAGACGAAUACAAAGAGGCGCAUCAUACGUGCUUUGACCGGAAUUUGACAAAAGCUUUGGCAAGGCAUGGCGGGGAUCCCAUAGUUUGA